UUAAAUAGUUUGGAUCCACUCUGCUCACCAUUUUCAAGAUCACAAUUCACAUAACCAGAUUUAACACUAUUUUUCUAAGUUAAAGGUGAGAAUCUUUUUUUAAUAUUAUAAGGUUAGAUGCACGCAAUACCAUGUAGGAGUACAUCUCCGUAAACAAUACGCUUACAUCGCUUACACCGUCGGUGGAGUAGAGUCCAAAGCACCUGCUGCUGAUGCUUAAAUCUCUUAUAUUUAUAUAUACACACUUUUCAUUCUCUUCUUCUUCUUCUUCUUUUUUUUAAGAGAGAGAGAGAGAGAGAGAGAGAGAUAUGGAGAAGAAGAGACGAAUGGUGGGAAUAUGGGAUGUUAAGCAUAUGUUUGAAAGCAGCAUUAUCAUCUUCUUCAUAAUAGGUGCAUUGGCCACCACAGCCGUUUAUUAUGUGAACUCGGAUGAACAAGACACGAGUCUACCGGUGACUCCAAGUGUUAAUGUGUAUGAAUCUUUGAAUGGGUGUGAUUUGUUCUCCGGCAAAUGGGUUUAUGACAAUGAGUCUUAUCCUCUUUAUAAAGAAGCUCAAUGCCCGUAUCUUCCUGGUGAGUUUUCUUGUGGGCAGUAUGGUAGAACUGAUUUCAAGUAUCAACAAUGGCGAUGGCAACCCAAUGGUUGCAACCUUCCAAGAUUUGAUGCCAAAGUAAUUCUUCGAAGAUUGAGGGGUAAAAGGAUAAUUUUCGUUGGGGAUUCUGUGAAUAGGAACCAAUGGCUAUCAAUGGUUUGCAUGCUUCAAUCUGUCAUCCCCCUUGGACUCAAGAAGAUGCAGAAAGUAGCUAAUGUCUCCUUGUUCACAUUUAAGGCAUUUGAAUACAAUGUAUCAAUCGACUUCUACUGGGCUCCGUUGCUUGUCGAAUCGAAUGCCGAUCAUCCAUCAAAACAUAAAAGAAUUGAUCGUGUAAUCAAUAUCCAAUCCAUUGAAAAGCAUGCAAAAAACUGGGUUGAUGCUGAUAUACUUGUGUUCAACUCGUAUCUAUGGUGGGGGACACCUACACUUAAAAUCUUGUAUGGAUCAUUUGUAGAUUCCGAGAAAUAUAACAUAGUAAGCAACCAUGAUGGUUAUAAGAUGGUUUUGGAAAAGUGGUCUAACUGGUUGGCUACUCAUAUAGAUCAUAAAAGGACCCAAUCAUAUUUCAUGAGUAUGACUGCAACUCAUAAGAGAGGCAUAGAUUGGGGCAUGCAAGGUGAUGGAAAUUGCUUGAAUGAAACUGAACCAGUAAUGAAGGACAACUUUUGGGAAAGUGGGUCAGAUUUGAAAAUGAUGAGGAUUUUGGAAUCAACAUUAGAUAAGUUGAAAGCAAGAGGGGUGAAUGUGCAGUUAGUGAAUAUAACACAACUAACGCAGUUUAGGAAAGAUGGACAUCCUUCUAUUCAUAGGAUGUUUUAUUCAACCCUAAAAGCGAAACAAUUAUCCAAUCCUAAACGAUAUGCAGAUUGUACACAUUGGUGCCUUCCAGGUGUCCCAGAUACUUGGAAUGAGCUAAUUCUUGCUUAUAUUCUUCAAAGACUGAAAUAAGUUAUAUAUAUUCAAACAAUGUAUUAUGUAUAGUGAUUCACAAAAAAAAUAUUGGAUGCUUAAUCUUUAUAGAAGAAAGGUUAAUUCCUAUGAAA
Molecule: messenger RNA, 1639 nt
Organism: Helianthus annuus (common sunflower)
Lineage: Eukaryota; Viridiplantae; Streptophyta; Magnoliopsida; Asterales; Asteraceae
Product: protein trichome birefringence-like 34
Exons: 5
Coding region: 309-1544 (411 amino acids)
Cellular component (GO): Golgi apparatus
Molecular function (GO): O-acetyltransferase activity
Source: RefSeq, a predicted model, not a curated record